ACAAAAAUCUCCAUCCUCUCCUUAUCCAAAUGCAAUCAUCCAUCGCCCCCUUAAACGGUUCCCUCUGAGAAUUGUGAGAAAUCACAACUCGCUGUCAUGGCUUCAAUUCGCCUUCAGUGUUCCCCAUCAACCCCUUACUUAUCCCUUGAACAUCAUAAAACAGCAACGCCUCUCUUUAAACCGUUUAACCAAUCUUACAAUUCUAUCAACACCAACAACAGUUCCUCUCUUUCAUGGUCCCUCUCUCAUUCUCAUUAUCGUACACUUCCAAUUAGAAUCAACAAAACCAGUCACUUCGUUUUACAUUUCUCUUCCACAACUCAAGACCCAAUCGUUGUAUCCUCUUCACUGACUGAAAAAGAUGAAGAACAAGAAGAAUUUUCUCGAACCAGAGUGCUUGCUCAAAAUAUUCCAUGGACUUGUACCCCUGAAGACAUUCGUACUUUGUUUGAGAAAUUUGGGACUGUAAUGGACGUUGAGCUUUCGAUGCACAAUAAGACCAGAAACAGAGGUUUGGCUUUUGUCACUAUGGGCUCUGCUGAGGAGGCAGAUGCUGCAGUUAAAAAUCUUGAAUCUUAUGAAUUUGAGGGUCGUACUUUGAGGAUUAACUAUGCCAAGAUUAAAAAGAAAAAAGAAACACCGCCGCCUCCUAAGCCAGGGCCAACAUUUAACUUGUUUGUAGCAAAUUUGCCUUUUGAAGCUAAGGAGAAAGAACUUAAGGAGUUCUUUAAUGCUGAAGGCACUGAUGUUGUUUCUGCUGAAAUCAUAUAUCAUGAUAAUCCAAGGAGGCCUUCUGGCUAUGGAUUUGUUGCCUUCAAAACUAAAAAACAAGCUGAUGAUGCGCUUUCUGCAUUUACAGGGAAGAUAUUUAUGGGAAGACCAAUUAGAGUGGCACGAAGCAGACAAUUUGUCAGACAAGAAAGAAAAGAUGGUUCUGAUGAUACUUCAACUGACUUGAACUCUAGAGUGGAGCAAACAGAUGGAAUUGAUGAAAAUUGAAACUGAAAUUUGAGAGCAGUGGAUUUCUUAAUUCACUUCACUUUGCAAUUUUGUGGGUAAAAUUUCUUAUAUUCUAUUCUGAUUCCUACAGAUCAUCAAAGUAAUUUCACUGUUCGUUUGGCAUGCCUUUUCUACUAUGUGAUUGGUGCAUUGUAUUUUUUGAGUGAUACUGCUAUACCCUUAAGCAUACACUUUUAUGAUACAGGUCUGAACAAAUUCUUCACCAUCACUUAGCAUGUCCUAGACUUUUUAAAGUAUUGUUUUAUCAUCCUGCUCUGUGAUGGAAUUUAUAAGCUUAUCUACAAACUUCAUCUCCCUUGAAUCCAUUAAUAUGAUAGUGAACUCUACAAAGUUCUUUGAUGCCUUCCACCCCAAUUAUGUUUGAGCAGUUGGAUAGGAGCCUCGUAUUUUCUUGUGGUAUAUCUGACCCAAUGCAAGGGAGGAGAGGAAGAGGUGUUGUAGAAGGGGGGAUCUGCAAGUGAGAGAUUGAACUUUUUUCAAAUUUUCGGACUUAUAGUUGGGAUCUGUGGUUUUAAUCACGUUAUCAUGGUGUUAUCUAAACUCUAUAAUGAACUUGUAAACUAGAAUAAAUUCCAAAAAGAAAAAAUCUGUUGUGUGAAAGUAAACUUAUUUUCUAGUCAGAACCCAAAAAAUCAGUCAAGGUUGUGUGUACCUUCUGAUAAUUCAUUGUUGUUUGUGUACUUCAUGAAUGCUAUUGUUUUGUAAAUUUGAUACACGAGGAAAGAUUUGCCUA
Molecule: messenger RNA, 1753 nt
Organism: Jatropha curcas
Lineage: Eukaryota; Viridiplantae; Streptophyta; Magnoliopsida; Malpighiales; Euphorbiaceae
Product: RNA-binding (RRM/RBD/RNP motifs) family protein
Biological process (GO): chloroplast rRNA processing
Cellular component (GO): chloroplast thylakoid membrane
Molecular function (GO): mRNA binding
Source: RefSeq, a predicted model, not a curated record